AUGCAAAUUGCAAUGUUUUCAGCUUUGAUUCUACUUGGUAUCGUUUUGCUACUUUCACUUUAUAUAAUCACCAAAACACUCAAAGAAAGACUGUUUCCAAAUCCUCAUCUUCCACCAGGAAGCCUAGGAUGGCCCCUCAUUGGCGAAACUUUAGACUACUUGGGUACCGGUCUCGCAGGAGAACCUGAUAGGUUUGUAAGAGAUAGGAUGGAGAAACAUAAUCCCCAGGUUUUCAUGACUUCGCUUCUAGGAGAGUCAAUGGUUGUGUUUUGUGGACCAGCUGGGAACAAGUUCUUGUUCAGCAAUGAGAACAAGCUGGUCAACCUUUGGUGGCCAACUUCAGUGAAGAAGCUGUUGAAAUCAAGUUUGAUUAAUGUAGUUGGUGAUGAGGCUAAGAGGAUGAGGAAGAUACUCUUGACCUCUGUUGAUCCAGAUGCACUCAAGAGGUACAUAGACAGGAUGGAUUUGGCCACACAACACCAUAUUAGAACACACUGGGAAGGAAAACAGGAGCUGAGAGUCCAUCCAACUGUCAACUUAUACACAUUCGCGCUGUCUUGCCGCCUGUUUAUUAGCAUUGAUGACCCUGUGCACAUUUCAAAGCUUGCACAUCAAUUUGAUGUCUUUCUCAAAGGAGUAAUUCAUUUCCCAGUCAACAUUCCGGGCACAAGAUUUCACCAUGCUUCGAAAGCUGCUGAUGCAAUCAAGGAAGAGCUUCGGUCGAUUGCUAGACAUAGAAGAGCAGCUCUGGACCAGAAAAUAGUGUCACCCACACAAGAUCUUCUGUCACAUUUGCUUGUGACUGCAGAUGCAAGUGGAAAAUUCCUGUCCGAGUCCGAGAUUGUUGACAACAUACUUUUGUUGCUCUUUGCUAGUCAUGACACAACUACAUCAGUGAUAACAUGUGUCAUGAAGUAUCUAGCAGAAUUGCCGGAAGUGUACAAAAUGGUUUUGAGAGAGCAGGUUGAUAUUGCCAAUUCUAAAGUAGGAGGAGAGUUUCUGAAAUGGGAGGAUAUUCAGAAAAUGAGAUACUCAUGGAAUGUGGUCUCUGAAGUUCUGAGGCUGAUGCCACCGAUACGCGGUGCUUUCAGAGAAGCUAUAGUUGAUUUUACCUAUGCAGGUUAUACAAUCCCAAAAGGAUGGAAGAUAUAUUGGAGUCCUGUGUCAACAAGUAAGGAUUCAACUCUCUUCCAAAAUGCAGAAGACUUUGAUGCUUCUAGGUACGAAGGAGCAGGACCUGCCCCAUAUUCAUAUGUUCCAUUUGGAGGGGGACCAAGGAUUUGCCUAGGAAAUGAAUAUGCUAGACCACAAAUACUUGUGUUCCUGCAUAACAUUGUGAAGAGAUUCAGCUGGGGUUUACUGACUUCUGAUGAGAAAGUUCCCUAUGAUCCCAUGCCUGCACCGUCCCAAGGUCUUCCGAUUCGACUUAAGCCACACCAGUCCUCAGCAUAA
Messenger RNA from Dovyalis caffra, 1452 nucleotides. The record is from the annotation of a GenBank genome assembly. Lineage: Eukaryota; Viridiplantae; Streptophyta; Magnoliopsida; Malpighiales; Salicaceae.